Puntigrus tetrazona (Sumatra barb) is the source of this 1762-nucleotide messenger RNA. Its product is annotated as probable endonuclease 4. Gene Ontology annotation, molecular function: phosphoric diester hydrolase activity; DNA-(apurinic or apyrimidinic site) endonuclease activity; DNA binding. Gene Ontology annotation, cellular component: mitochondrion; nucleus. The transcript has 9 exons. Gene Ontology annotation, biological process: base-excision repair. The coding region runs from base 693 to 1691 and encodes 332 amino acids. The record is from RefSeq and is a predicted model, not a curated record. NCBI's taxonomy places the organism in Eukaryota, Metazoa, Chordata, Actinopteri, Cypriniformes, Cyprinidae.
UUUAUCUAAGUACGCUUGAGCAAAUAUCUGGAAAAUGUACGAUUUUGUGGAGUAUCACCUUCAACCAGUCCAGACAAGAGGUGCUGCCUUGUUACCAAACCAAAUGCAUAACAGCCUGAGACACAACAGCGGCACCAAACACAUGAUCAUGAUAUCACAAAUCACUGUAUAUGUAACAUCAAUGGUAUGCUGUUCUAGGCGCAGCCUGAGUUCGCAUAUGCCGCGAAUUAAAAGUUAUGCCUAUUAAAAUCAUACAUGAUCUUCUUUAUGGGAGAAACUCCUGCUGCUAUCCGUCUGUGAGCCUGCAGUUGGCAGGGCAGAGUUGUCGGACAGAGGGGCUCCCUUCACCCGCCCAUUUCCUUCGGUGCAAUAUAUGAUAUAACAUACAUUCCAUACGUCAGCUAUUCGAACGAUUCGUGCAAAAACAAGCAUCAAAGCGAGUGUUUAACGGCAAAAACUGAAUUAGUGAGUUAAGUCGUAUGCUUUUGUGGUUCUGACAAACUCGGAUGCAUGUUACCGAGUUAGCUAGUUUGUUAGCAAGUGAAAUUGACACAUAAACGUAAAUCUUAGGUAGUUUUGUUAAAUCCCCCCCAAAUCCGCCGAUUGUUUGCAUACGGAUCACAAGAAAAAACAAAAGGUUUUUGCUCUUGUGAUCUCUUGGGAUCCCUGAAUUCAAGUUUGAAGUGAAAAAUAUGGCCCCACUAAAACAAGGCAAGAAGAAAAGAAAGACAGAGGAGGCUCCUGAAACAAAGGAACUACAUUCUGAUGCAGAACCAUCAGAUGGCAGCAGCAGAGAAGAAAAAAUGGCACGAAAAAGGAGUAUAAAGCCAAGGACAAAAUACAUAGGCGCUCAUGUCUCAAUAUCAGGAGGAAUAUGGAAAGCAGUCGACUCAAGUGUGGCCAUGGGAGGUCAUGCUUUUGCCCUUUUCAUGGGCUCUCAGCGAUCCUGGACGAGACCAGCCCUUGAUACAGCAGCCGCAGUUAAAUUUCAAGAAGCCUGUGCUCAACAUGGUUUUGAUCCGAUACACAUCCUGCCACAUGGAUCUUAUUUGAUGAACUGCGGUUCCCCCAAAGAAGACGUGUUCAAUAAGAGCCAGGCCAUGCUUGUGGAUGAACUGAGUCGCUGCAGUGCACUGGGCCUCAGCCAGUUUAACUUUCACCCUGGAGCUUCUAUAGACUCCACCCCUGAGAAAUGCAUGGAGAAAAUUGCCCAAGCUAUUAACCACGCACACCAGCAAACCCCUGCUGUCAUUACAGUACUUGAAAACAUGAGUGGUCAGGGCAGCACUAUAGGUGGACAGUUCAGUGAACUGAGAAGCAUAAUAGACCAGGUGCGUGACAAGACACGUGUUGGGGUGUGUCUGGACACUUGCCAUGCUUUUGCAGCAGGUUACGACAUUUCACCUCCUGAAGGAGUGAAGAAUAUACUUGAUGAAUUUGAUCGUGUGGUUGGGUUGCAUUAUUUGAGAGCUGUUCAUCUAAACGACUCCAAAGGAAAAUUAGGCUGCCAUCUGGACCGCCAUGAAGACAUUGGAUGUGGCCAAAUCGGCAUUACUGCUUUCCGAGAAAUUGUUAAUGAGCCUCGACUGGAUAAUAUCCCUCUGAUUCUAGAAACACCUGGUCGCCCAGGUUUUGAGUAUGCUGAACAGAUAGAGCUCCUUUACUCCUUUUGUGAAGAAAAGAAGUAUUAGACGUCUGCUCAGUGCCGUCUUCCAUGCUGGAGUUAAUAUUGCUGAAGCAUAAUAAAAAUGUCCUGUUCAAA